AUGAAAUUUGCGACGAGGCUUAUCAAUAAAUUCAAAGUGAAUAACCCAGUUCUCUUACUCCUAAUUGUGUAACAAAAAUCAUUUGAAAAACUUAUUAUUUGAGCUAAUUUUAUACAAUUUUAAGCUCUAAAGCAUAAAAUAAAUAAAUUUUUAUUGUCUAAUUUUGCAUUUAGGCUUUGAAAUCCUAAAAAACUUUUUCACGGAAAAACCAAAAAAUAUUUGCUCGCUAUCAAAAGGUCGGUUAGAAGAGCCUUCAGCACCGCUUAUGUCUACUUCAAUUCCUGGACCAAAAGGAGCCGAACUACUAGCCAAGCAGAGUCAAUUUUCUCAAGAUUACAGAACAGUAAUGAAGAAUUAGAUCAAAUUUUACGUGGAUUACAACAAGUCUAUAGGAAACUACGUUGUAGAUGUUGAUGGAAAUAUUAUUCUUGACACUUAUUGCCACAUUGCUUCUCUCCCUCUUGGGUAUAAUCAUCCAGAUAUGAUUUAUGUAAUUCAUAUUUAGAACACCUACUCCGGGGAAUACCAAAAAUUCUUAGCCCAAAGGCAGUCUGCAGAUGUCCCAGAUAUUCAUUGGCCAAGGAUGGUGAGAGAUAUUUUAUUGCCUCUUGCCCCAAAAAAUCUUAAUGAAGUCAUUGUAAACUGUGGCUGUGGGUCGAACUCAAACGAAGAAGCAUUCAAGAUGGCGUUUGCUUACUAUAUGAAAAAUAAAAGAGGCAGAGAGCCAAGUGACCAAGAUAUUGAGAAAGCCAUGAACAACCAAGGAGAAGAAUUAACAAUCCUUUCUUUUACUGGCGGCUUCCAUGGAGGAAAUAUGUCAUGCCAAACAACUACUCAUACAAAACCUAUAUACAAAAUUGGGCAGCCAAAAUUGGAUUGGCCGAAGGCUCCAUUUCCAGACAUCAAGCGUCCUUAUCAUCUGAACGAAAGCCAUAACAUUAAAGAAGAACAAAAAUGCCUAGCGGAGGUUGAAAAGGUUUUUAAGUCUGCUAAAAAGCCAAUUGCUGGAGUUAUUAUUGAGCCAGUUAUGGCUGAAGGAGGAGAUAAAUCAGCUUCUCCAAAUUUUUAUAUAGGAGUCCAAGAGUUAGCUCAUAAGUAUGGAGCUCUAUUGAUUGUUGAUGAAGUACAAACAGGCGGAGGAUCUACAGGAAGGUUUUGGGCCCAUGAGCAUUGGGGUGAAAGAGCUGACCCAGACAUAGUGGCCUUUGCAAAGAAACUCCAAGUUUCUGGACUGUUCUAUAAGCCGCAUUUGAGACCUGCAAGGGCUUAUGCCUUAUACAAUUCUACAAGAGGUGAUCCUAUAAGGCUGCUGAAUUUGAGAAAAAUUAGGGAAGUGAUGGAUAAUGAUAAUUUGCUGAGGCAAACAGAAAGGGUUGGCAUGAUGCUAAAAAAUUCUUUAAAUGCUUUGUCACCAAAAUACCCAAUAAACAAUGUGAGAGGAUAUGGAACUUUUUUGGCUUAUGAUUUCGAAAGUCCUGAAUGGGCUAAUGCUUAUGUAAGAGAAAUGCUUAAGUUAGGAGUUAAUGUUGGCCUUUGUGGAAGUCAAGGUAUCAGAGUUAGACCAAGCUUAAUAUUUAAGCCGAAGCAUGCCGAGCUAUAUUUAGAUCGAGUAGAAUUUGCAUUAAACCAAAUCCUGUCUAAAGGAUUCAAUUUAGCUAAAGCUUAG
Messenger RNA from Blepharisma stoltei, 1666 nucleotides. NCBI's taxonomy places the organism in Eukaryota, Ciliophora, Heterotrichea, Heterotrichida, Blepharismidae. The record is from the annotation of a GenBank genome assembly.